This is a messenger RNA of Manis javanica (Malayan pangolin), 1050 nucleotides long. The record is from RefSeq and is a predicted model, not a curated record. Lineage: Eukaryota; Metazoa; Chordata; Mammalia; Pholidota; Manidae.
AUGACUGCUAAGGAACUGUUUGAGGCAAAAGAAGAUGGGAUUGGUCCCCCUGCAUUACAGGAAUUCACCGUGGAGACCAGCAGACAGGAAAAAGAGGAGUGGGAGAAAGCAAAUCAGGAUCACUGCGGACUCCUGAGCACAGCUUGCUGCCGACACCUAACUGCGGGCAUCCUCACCCAGCCUCAGCAAGCUGCCAUGGCGAAGCCCAGCGCUCUCGCGGUGGAAGUCAGAGGCAGCCUAGGGUGUGACCUUCACUGUCCAAGCUUCAAAAAAGCCCUGUAUAAACCUGAUAAUAAGCUUAGAUUGCAGAAUGAUCUGUGCUCUGGACACAACAACGUCAAGCACACAGCUGUAGGUUCACAAAACCCGAGGCGGAAGACUUCCUGCACCUUCCCGCUAGGGCGCAGGGCACAGCUCGCGGGCACCCCAAGCCCCCCGCACCCCCGGGCCCCGCCCGGCUCGCCCCCGCCCCUACCCGGUGACGUGCCGCAGCCGGCUGCGCUCAUGCGCACUCGCGCCCCGCGCCCGCACGGCUGCUCCGCCUCGGAGGUUGUCAUUCUCCGCGGCGCGGCGGCGAGUGCGGACUGCGUGCUCGCCCGCCCGCUCGCCUGCCCGCACGCCGGCGAUGUGACCGACAGCCCGAGAGCGGGCUGGAGGCUCUGCUGGCAACAGCGCCUCGGCUUUUCUCUUGCCGCAUUUCUGGUUGAGUCGCCAUUCCCACGGAUCCCGAUACACGCACCGGGGUCUCGGAGCGCCACACUCCGGGGUCGGCAGCGGCUGCAGCGCUCAGUUCGCGCGGCCGGGUGCAGCCACAGUGGGCGCCGCCGCCCGGCGGUGCACUCUGGCAAGUGCCCGGCGCCUGUGGGCACCGCGGAACCGAGGUGGCUGGUGGAGCGGCAGCUCGGAUCUCUGCCCCCGCCACCGCCCGGGCAGUGCGGGGCCGGGGACUGCGCACAGCCGGAGCGCGGUUCCCCAAGAAGGCUCCCUGUCUCCUGCAUGCCAGGUGCCUGCAGCUUCUGGUCAAGUGGAGGUUGAGCCAACUCACCCAAA